UGUAAAUUUGAUUGCAGUGCAAUGUUGGAGAUGCAGAUCUGCCGGCAUUAGUGGCUUGAGAUUUGAAUUUUAUCCAGUUGAAUUUAAAGGAAUGUAUAAUUUGAGGCCUGGACUGUGGAUGGCCAUUGAACCCCAAGGUAAUGUGAUGUCAAUUUCGCAUAUUGGGCACACAUGAUCCUCCUCAGUCCUCUCGGUAAUUUAAGAAUAUGGGCAAGAUUUAGUUGGAUUUUCUAAAUCUCCAAAAUAAAUUCUAAUCCAAUUGACACGCUGGUUUUGGGGUACGUAAGAUAUUUUUGUAAGAUUUUGUCUAUUUUUGGAUUUAAACAGAAAUCUAAAAAUAUGAUUGGACGAGGUUUUGUACAGUUAAGAUCAGGAUUAUUAGUGUACAACUAUUUUACACCUUUAUAAUAAAAUAAUAUGUUCUUAAUUCAAUUUUUUUUCUUAAAAAAAAAUUAAUAUUGUAUAAUGUGAUUGUAUAUUAGUUGUGUAUUGGUCAUCCUUACCACUUCUGUUUUUAAGUUUUUGGUGGUAUUUAAAGAAUAAUUGAUUUCUUAAAAAUUCUGGUCACCCUGAUCAUCUCUUUUUAAAUAAAAAAUAAAACCUCUUCUCUAUCUAUCUCAUAUCAUCAGAUUCUUCUGGUCCUAAUUUAUAUAGUACAUAUAAGAUCCGUUCUCUGGAACUUCAACGGUUACCAAGCUUAAAAGAGGAGGAAAAUGGUGAGAGACGAAGUUGCAGACUAUGAUCGAGCAAGCGAGUUGAAGGCGUUUGAUGACACGAAGGGUGGUGUCAAAGGACUAGUAGAUGCUGGGGUUAUUGAGAUCCCUCGUAUAUUUUAUUUACCACCGGAUUGCUUCGGCAAGAUAAACUCAGUACCUGACGUUUCUGAUGAAACCGAGUUGAGCACCAUUCCUGUCAUAGACCUCGAAGGCAUCGAGAAAUAUGUAACAAAACGAAAGGAGGUUGUGGAAGCGGUUCGUGAUGCAUCAGAGACGUGGGGUUUCUUUCAGGUGGUGAAUCAUGGGGUCCCUGUGGAUGUUCUGGAGGAGAUGAAGGAAGGGGUACGUAGAUUUUACGAGCAAGAUACAGAGAUUAAGAAAGAGUUCUAUACCCGUGAUCCCAUGAGACCGGUUGUGUACAACGCUAACUUCGAUCUCUACCAUGCGCCCACUGCUAAUUGGAGGGAUACAUUUAUGUGUUCUAUGGCUCCCAAACCCCCCAAGUCAGAAGAUCUUCCAGCUCCAUGCAGAGAUAUACUAGAAGAGUACUCGAAGCAAGUGAUGAAGUUGGGGAUUUUAUUGUUCGACCUAUUGUCGGAGGCUCUUGGGCUAAACUCAGAGCACCUAAAUGGCAUAGAUUGCGCUGAGGGGCUCAUGAUUCUUUGCCAUUACUAUCCGGCUUGCCCACAGCCAGAGUUGACAUUGGGCGCAACCCAGCACGCCGACAAUUCCUUUAUUACCGUGCUUCUGCAAGACCAUAUAGGUGGCCUCCAAGUUCUUCACCAGGACAAGUGGAUCCACAUCCCCUCCGUGCCUGGGGCUCUUGUUAUCAACAUUGGAGAUCUUCUACAGCUUAUAACAAACGACAGGUUUAAGAGCGUUGAACACAGAGUAUUGACAAGCCGGUCAAGUUCGAGAGUGUCUGUGGCAAGCUUUUUUUGCACAGGUCUUCGGCCGACCUCAAAAGUUUACGGGCCCAUCAAGGAGUUAUUAUCAGAAGACAAUCCUCCAAAAUAUAAAGAAACUACGAUUAGAGAGUAUUCUACCCACUACAAGAACAAGGGCCUUGAUGGAACUUCUGCGCUGCAGCAUUUCAGACUUUGAACUCUUGCAAGAGACAUAGAAAAGUGUCAAAUUGAAUAUAUAUGUUUUGAUCAGUUAAAUUUCCAAUUUACUUUUCAAUCUUGUUUUGGAGCUACUCAAUGUGGCACUUUUC
This is a messenger RNA of Carya illinoinensis, 1932 nucleotides long. RefSeq names its product 1-aminocyclopropane-1-carboxylate oxidase homolog 1-like. The transcript has 3 exons. NCBI's taxonomy places the organism in Eukaryota, Viridiplantae, Streptophyta, Magnoliopsida, Fagales, Juglandaceae. The coding region runs from base 714 to 1820 and encodes 368 amino acids. The record is from RefSeq and is a predicted model, not a curated record.